Messenger RNA from Glycine soja, 2784 nucleotides. RefSeq names its product adoMet-dependent rRNA methyltransferase spb1-like. The coding region runs from base 75 to 2564 and encodes 829 amino acids. Lineage: Eukaryota; Viridiplantae; Streptophyta; Magnoliopsida; Fabales; Fabaceae. Gene Ontology annotation, cellular component: nucleolus; nucleus; preribosome, large subunit precursor. The transcript is spliced from 11 exons. The record is from RefSeq and is a predicted model, not a curated record. Gene Ontology annotation, molecular function: rRNA (guanine) methyltransferase activity; rRNA (uridine-2'-O-ribose)-methyltransferase activity. Gene Ontology annotation, biological process: rRNA methylation; maturation of LSU-rRNA from tricistronic rRNA transcript (SSU-rRNA, 5.8S rRNA, LSU-rRNA); maturation of 5.8S rRNA from tricistronic rRNA transcript (SSU-rRNA, 5.8S rRNA, LSU-rRNA).
ACUGGUGUCCGAAAACCCUAACAAAAACCCGUAGGGGGGGAGAAGAAGCUUGGUAGUUGCAGUGCGUUGCAUCAAUGGGGAAGGCGAAGGGGAAGCACCGUUUGGACAAGUACUACCACCUAGCGAAAGAGCACGGUUACAGGUCUCGAGCCUCAUGGAAGCUGGUCCAGCUCAACAACAAGUUCCACUUCCUGGAAUCGGCGCGCGCCGUUCUCGACCUCUGCGCCGCCCCCGGAGGGUGGAUGCAGGUGGCGGUCAAGAGCAUGCCCGUGAACCACCUUGUGAUCGGCGUGGACCUCUCCCCCAUCGCCCCCGUCCGCGGCGCCAUCGCCAUCCAGGAAGACAUCACCAGGCCCGAGUGCAAGUCCCGCAUCAAGAAGCUCAUGAACGACCACGGCUGCCGCGCUUUCGACGUCAUCCUUCACGACGGUUCCCCCAACGUCGGCGGCGCCUGGGCCCAGGAAGCCACCAGCCAGAACGCUCUCGUUAUUGAUGCUGUCAAGUUGGCCACUCAGUUCUUAGCCCCCAAGGGCAUCUUUGUAACCAAAAUUUUCAGGUCGCAAGAUUACAGUUCUGUGGUGUAUUGCUUGAAGCAGUUGUUUGAGAAGGUUGAGGUGGAUAAGCCUGCGGCUAGUCGUUCUGAAUCAGCUGAGAUAUAUGUUUUGGGGCUUAAAUAUAAGGCCCCUGCCAAAAUUGAUCCGCGGCUUCUUGAUGUGAAGCAUCUCUUUCAGGGAUCUGUGGAACCGCAGCCUAAGGUGGUGGAUGUACUUAGAGAUAGUAAGCAAAAAAGGCACCGUGAUGGCUAUGAAGAUGGAGACACAACUUUGAGGAAGCUGUCUUCAGCUGCAAAUUUCAUUUGGUCAAAUUCUCCUCUGGAGAUCCUUGGUUCAGUCACUUCCAUAACCUUUACUGAUCCAGCUGAUUCACCAAUCAAGGAUCAUGACCUAACUACUGAAGAGGUAAAAUCUCUCUGCGAUGAUUUAAGGGUUCUGGGGAAGCAAGACUUCAAGCAUCUUCUAAAGUGGAGGAUUCAAAUUAGAAAAGCUCUUUCACCAACUCAAAAGCCUGAUUCUACCACCACAGAACAGAUGGGAAAUGAGCCUAAGGUGGAUGAAGAAGAUAGAAUACUCAAUGAAAUGGAGGAAUUGACUUAUGUAAUGGACCGCAAGAAGAAACGUGCAAAGAAGCUUCUUGCAAAAAGAAGAGCCAAGGACAAGGCACGAAAAGCAACAGGGAUGCAAAUGGAUGCAAUAGAUGAUGGUUAUGUAGAUCAGGAGUUGUUUGCUCUUUCCUCUAUCAAGGGUAAGAAGGAUCUGGUAGCUGUUGACAACACUGAGUAUGAAGGUGAUGAAGGAGAACUAGAAGACAGUGAGAAUGAAGAAACCCAUGAAAGCCCAGAGCAUUCAUCCGGUGACUUAGAAGAUUCUGAUGAGGAACGUAAAAGAUACAACGAACAAAUGGAAGAUUUAAUGGAUAAAGCUUAUGAGCGGUUUGUGAUCAGAAAGGAAGGAAGUGCAAAACAGAGGAAGCGAAUUAAAAAAUCUUAUGAUGCAAAGGACCAACUUUUGGAGGGUGGUGAGGAUGAUGAUAUUGUUCAAUCCAAGUAUGAUUCAGAUGAAGAUCAGGGUGAUCAAGAAGCAAAUCCAUUAAUGGUGCCACUUAAUGAUGGGGCAGAGCUCACCCAAGAGGAGGUCAUGAAUAAGUGGUUUAGUCAGGAUGUCUUUGCUGAAGCUGCAGAGGAAGGAGACUUUGAGAAGGAUGAGAGUAAAGAUGAAAUGGAUAUAGAUGAGCCUAAGGAGAAGAUAUCCAUUGCCAAAAAGGUCAAAGAAAAUAAAACAGCAGCUCCAGCAGUGGUAGCUCACCCUCAGCCUCAACCAUCCAAAGCAGCGGAUGACUUUGAAAUAGUUCCUGCACCUGAUACUGAUUCAAGUGAUGAUUCAUCCUCUGAUGAAUGGGAAGAAGAUACUGAAGCAAAAGCUGAGAUAUUGGCUUAUGCUAAGAAGAUGAUGAGGAAAAAGCAACGGGAGCAGAUGCUGGAUGAUGCAUACAACAAGUACAUGUUUGAUGAUGAAGGACUGCCCAAGUGGUUUCUAGAUGAGGAGAGGAGACAUCGCCAACCAAUAAAGCCUAUUACCAAAGAGGAAAUUGCUGCAAUGAAAGCACAGUUUAAAGAAAUUGAUGCUCGACCUGCGAAGAAGGUGGCAGAGGCCAAAGCACGGAAGAAGCGUGUUGCAAUGAGGAAGCUUGAGAAGGUACGGAAGAAGGCCAAUGCCAUAUCAGAUCAGACAGAGAUAUCUGAUAGUUCGAAGAGGAAGCAAAUUGAACAACUAUAUAAAAGGGCUGUUCCCAAGAGGCCUAAAAAGGAGUAUGUAGUUGCAAAGAAAGGUGUCCAGGUAAGGGCUGGCAAGGGAAAAGUCCUUGUUGAUCGCAGAAUGAAGAAGGAUGCUAGGAAACAUGGAAUGGGUAAGGCUGGAAAAGGAGGUUCUAAGACGAAGGGCAAGGCUCCAAAGGGCAAAGGAUCUUCAAAGGCCUCUGCUAAGAAAGGGAAACAGAGAACUAAAUGAAAAUAGGUUGAUACGUGAAGAUCGUCGAAGUUCAAAAUCAUGGGCUUUUUCUUAUUUUCUGUGCCCGAAUUUUGUUUGUUCAUUUUUUUUCCGGCUUUUUAUUGUGCAAUUGAUAUUAGAAAUUAUUGAAUUGAUCUGUUUUGUUCUUCAGAGGCAAAUCUUAGUUUAAAUGAAUUUUGUCUUAAUCAGCAGCUAAUAAAGUUAAUUUAGAAAUUGAUUA